Messenger RNA from Toxorhynchites rutilus septentrionalis, 4335 nucleotides. RefSeq lists its product as uncharacterized. The record is from RefSeq and is a predicted model, not a curated record. The transcript has a single exon. Gene Ontology annotation, molecular function: nucleic acid binding. Gene Ontology annotation, biological process: DNA integration. Bases 1 to 4335 code for a protein of 1444 amino acids. NCBI's taxonomy places the organism in Eukaryota, Metazoa, Arthropoda, Insecta, Diptera, Culicidae.
AUGGAGAGAGAUUCGGAGAUGCAAUCCGUUCCCGUUUCAAACAACAUCCCCGCGCACCCGCUGCCGACAGACGCGCUCAUCCUCCAGAUACUACAGCAGCUUCAACAACAGCAACAAGUCACCAACCAGCUCCUCCACAAUCAGCAGCAGGUCCACGAGCAGCAACGUGCAUUCAUCAGCCAGCAGGAAAAUGCCCUCCGAAACAUUCAAGUUCAGGUACCAACAAACACAGAAGUGAUCCUCGAUUCGCUAGCGAGCAACGUGAAGGAAUUCCGCUAUGACGUUGAAAGCAACAUAACCUUUUCAUCGUGGUUCUCGCGCUAUGAGGAUUUGUUCUCGCAAGAUGCAUCCCGUUUAGAUGAUCCAGCUAAAGUGCGGUUGUUAAUGCGGAAGCUCGGCAUAGCGGAGCACGAACGAUACAGCAGUUUCAUACUACCGAAAACUUCCCAGGAGUUCUCCUUCGCCGGUACGGUAGCCAAACUUAGGGGCUUGUUUGGGGCUGCUGAGUCAAUUUUCAGCAAACGUUAUCGUUGUCUGCAGGUUUCCAAGAAAUCGACGGAAGACUUUGUGACAUACGCCUGCCGAAUAAAUAAAAAUUGUGUCGAGUUCGAGCUUGGUGCCCUAACGGAAGAGCAGUUUAAGGGCUUAAUUUUUGUAUGCGGAUUGAAGUCGGAAGCAGACGCAGAGAUUCGGACGCGACUCUUGUCUCGGAUCGAGGAGAAAGAUGACGUGACUCUCGAACAACUAUCCGCAGAAUGCCAACGUCUUAUCAAUCUACGUCACGACACGGCGUUGAUUGAGGAAUCUAGCAGGGAUGUGCACGCAAUCAGGAAGAAGCGGUUCCAGAGACGGCCAAGAAUGAAACAGGAUAGCUCCAGUUCACAAUCAUCACCGGGAGAAAGGAAGAAGGAACCACCAAGUCCGUGUUGGUACUGCGGCAUGAUGCACUACACCCGGGACUGUAAAUACAAAACACAUCAGUGCUCGGAGUGUAGGCAUUACGGACAUAAAGAGGGUUAUUGCGCGAGUUCUAAGAAGUCCCGACGUAGGCAAACGCAUAGAAAUAUGCGCAACGUUACGGUUGAAACCAAAACCGUUAAGGUGUCUGUGAACAGCGUGCGCGGAAGAAGGAAGUUUGUAUCAGUCGAGAUCAACAGCGUUCCAGUCCGGUUGCAGUUCGAUUCAGCAUCGGACAUCAGCGUUAUUUCGACUGAGACAUGGAAGCAUCUCGGAGAACCACCUGUCCGCACAUCAUCAGUGACCGCCAAAACUGCAUCAGGCGAUCCUCUACAACUAUUGUCUGAGUUCGAUUGCUCGGUAAUGAUCAACGGUGUAACGAAAGUUUGCACGGUCUUCGUCGUGGCACAGGAUCUCCACAUUCUCGGACUAGAUCUAGUGGAAACAUUCCAGCUGGAUACACUGCCGAUGAACGUCCUUUGUCGUCAAGUCAGCGAUUCCAGAUCCUAUGCUGAUCGCCUCAAGCAGACCUACCCAUCCGUUUUCAGCACCAGUUUGGGAUAUUGCACUAAGGUCACCAUCAAACUGGACCUCAAGCCUGGUCAAAACCCGGUUUUCCGUCCGAAGAGACCUGUGGCAUACGCCAUGUACCAGGCCGUCGACGAGGAGCUUGAUCGACUCGAGCGUUUGAAGAUUAUCGAACCAAUCGACUACUCGGAGUGGGCCGCUCCGAUCGUUGUCGUUCGCAAAGCCAACGGAAACAUACGGAUAUGCGGCGAUUACUCUACAGGACUGAACAAUGCACUCCAACCGCAUCAAUAUCCGUUGCCGUUGCCGCAGGACAUUUUCAUCAAGCUCGCACACUGCAAGAUCUUCAGCAUUAUUGAUAUGUCGGAAUCAUACUUGCAGGUCGGAGUCGACGAAUCUUCUAGCAUGCUUCUUACUAUCAACACCCACCGAGGUCUCUACAAGGUAAAUCGUCUCGCACCUGGCGUAAAAGCUGCUCCAGGAGCAUUCCAGCAACUAGUGGACACCAUGUUGACUGGCCUCAAGCACACUUCCGGUUACAUCGAUGACAUCGUGGUUGGUGGUGAAACGGAAGAGGAGCACUGGACGAACCUCAAUGCCCUGUUCCAGCGUCUACAGGAAUUCGGAUUCACCGUUCGAAUCGAGAAGUGCUCGUUCGGACGGCAGCAAAUCAAAUAUCUCGGACAUCUUCUGGACCAGCACGGCGUUCGACCUGAUCCAGCCAAGAUCGAUGCCAUCACACGCAUGCCUGCUCCAACCAACGUCUCAGAGGUGAGAUCGUUCCUCGGUGCAAUCAAUUUUUAUGGCAAAUUUGUCCAAAAUAUGCGCGCUCUUCGCCAUCCAUUGGACGAAUUGCUGAAAGCAGGUGUCAAAUUCGACUGGACAUCGCAGUGCCAGGGAGCGUUUGAUAAAUUCAAAGACAUCCUCUCGUCCGAUUUGCUACUCACACAUUACAAUCCGAAACUGGAGAUAAUAGUUUCGGCUGAUGCAUCGUCAGUCGGCCUCGGGGCAACUAUCAGCCACCGGUUCCCCGAUGGCUCGAUAAAAAUUGUACAGCAUGCCUCCAGAGCCUUAGCACCCGCUGAGCGCAACUAUAGCCAACCAGAUAGAGAAGGCUUGGCUAUAAUCUUCGCUGUAACAAAAUUUCACCGCAUGCUCUUCGGUCGAAAAUUCCUCCUUCAAACGGAUCACGCUCCAUUGCUGCGGAUAUUCGGAAGCAAGAAAGGGAUACCAGUAUAUACCGCCAACCGGCUCCAACGCUGGGCUUUAAUCCUACUAAUGUAUGAUUUCACAAUGGAGUAUGUAGCCACUGAUAAGUUUGGCCAUGCAGACGUUCUUUCGCGCCUAAUAAAUAAUCACGUGAAGCCUGACGAGGAUUACGUCAUAGCAUCUGUCACCAUGGAAGAUGACGUCAGGUCAGUAGCGUUCGAUCCUUUUAAUGUGUUACCUAUCAAUUUUAGAGAGGAGCAACAAGGCACCCGCACGGAUCCGGUGCUCAAGAAGGUCUACCGGUACAUCCAAAUUGGAUGGCCUAAAAGUUUGCCCCGUAACGCCGAUCGAGAGCUCCAACGUUUCCACAAUCGACACGAGUCUCUGACCACGGUUCAAGGCUGCAUUUUAUUCGGCGACAGGCUCGUUAUUCCAUCCCAGCUGCGUAAGCGAUGCCUCGACGAGCUCCAUCGUGGUCAUCCGGGCAUACAGCGGAUGAAAGCACUCUCCCGCAGUUACGUGUAUUGGCCAUUGCUCGACAGUGAUAUUACCGACUGCGUGAAAGCUUGUACACAGUGUGCUUUGGCGGCGAAAUCACCGCCAGUAGCUCUACCAGUACCCUGGCCUAAGUCCACGAGUCCAUGGCAACGGGUCCACGUUGAUUACGCUGGUCCCAUCAAUGGCGACUACUAUUUGCUCGCUGUGGACUCCUAUUCGAAAUGGCCAGAAGUUGUUCAGACAAGUCGCAUAACCAGCGCAGCGACCAUCCGCAUUCUCCGCAAGAUAUUUGCUCGUCUAGGGAUGCCGGACACAUUGGUGUCAGACAAUGGCACCCAAUUCACCAGCUCUGAUUUCGCUCAGUUCUGCACCAGCAAUGGUAUAGACCACGUGACUACCGCCCCGUUCCACCCACAAUCAAAUGGUCAGGUGGAACGUUUCGUGGAUACGUUUAAGAGAGCGAUCAAAAAGGCUCACGAGGGGAGAAGUUCGGUAGAAGAAGCAAUCGACAUGUUUCUGCUAGCGUAUCGAAGUACGCCAAACUGGUCAGCACCAAAUGGCUUUUCGCCUUCGGAACUAAUGUUCGGUCGGCGCAUACGUACGUGCCUCGAAUUACUACGUCCUCCUGCAGAACAAUCAUCAUCGCCUCCACCUACCAAACCGAAGCGAUCCUUCAACUGUAGUGAACCAGUGUACGUCAAAUUGUACUCUAAAAACGCCUGGAAUUGGGUACCAGGCACAGUUCUCGAGAAAGUGGGACGAGUAAUGUACAACGUUUGGACUGAUGGGAGUCGUCUAGUCCGGUCUCACGUUAACCAGAUGAGAAGCCGAACAUCAUCCAGCUCUAUCGAAGGUUCCGGUAAACCGCCGUCAGCCAGACAUAAAACCUUGCCCGUAAGCAUUCUCUUGGACACUUGGGGCACACCAACGACUUCGACUGAUAUAGCACCUUCGCCAUCGCCAUCGCUAUCACCACCCAUGAUUCCAAUGAGUCCAGUCGUCAGUCCUAGUCAGGAGUCCUCAUCAUCUUCAUCGACGUCUUCCAACUUCGAAUCAGCUGCAACUAGUACACCAACGAUACAGCUUCCACGGCGCUCUUCUAGGCCUAGAAGACCACCUGAACGGCUUAACCUGUAUCGAUGA